Gossypium arboreum is the source of this 2018-nucleotide messenger RNA. RefSeq lists its product as uncharacterized. The transcript has 4 exons. NCBI's taxonomy places the organism in Eukaryota, Viridiplantae, Streptophyta, Magnoliopsida, Malvales, Malvaceae. The record is from RefSeq and is a predicted model, not a curated record. The coding region runs from base 342 to 1775 and encodes 477 amino acids.
ACAAAUUCGUCGAAAUUACUAUUCCGUGUCUUAGCAUUAUUCAAUGCUCGAUAGCUUAAUAUUAUUGAAUUCCAUUUUCAAUCCUCCAUUCUCCUCCUUGACUUUGCCUUCCUCUGUCCCAUCCCUUCCAUUUUUCCCUUUUAGUCGUCUUUGGUUUCAACUUCUCGAGCACCAUAUCUACCCUUUUAAAAUUAAAACAAUUCUAAUUGAAUAUCCCCUCUCCAUCGUCAUAUUCCCAUUUCUCUCUUCCAAAAUUCUCUCUCUUUGACUCUUUAAUAUGAGGUGUUGACCUUCCACAGGAUUUCUGUAAGGAUUAUAUAGCGUUUUGCCCGACCCGGAAAAUGCCCAUGGACCGAACCCUACAAUCGGAGAGCAUGAGAUCGCCGACUGUACUCUCAAUCGAAUGUCUAAAAGGGAGCUCAAAAGCUGACGAAUGGACCGCAGACAUGCUCCAGACUGGCGAUAUUGUUGAAGAGAUUCGUAUUGGAUCCGGUUCAGGACUUGCCCAUAAGGCACCUUUUAAAGGCGGCAGGAGCGGAGUUCAGAGGGUUCUUCAUAGCUCCUAUAAGAACAAAGAGACCUCGAUUCUCGUCCGAGUCCGGCGAGGCAACGACGAGUUCGCUCAGCUGCAAGCCUGUAUCGUGCCGAACGAGUCUGGCGGGAAAAAGCAAUAUAUGUUGAGGUCUAUAGCGGAUCCCAAUUACGCUGUUGGAUUCUUGGAUCGCACCGAGUCCGAGUGCUUCGAGUUGCAAGCUUCAAGGAGCUCCAGGAUGGUCAGUGAACUAUCGAGGACGAGGCUUCAGGAUGGAUAUGUCUCAUAUGCAUGGGAGAGGAGGAUGCAGGAGGUGCUAGCAGUUCCCAACUCAAGCAGCUUUCUUUCUAUUCUCCUCCUUCCAAAGGCUUCAGACCGAGUGGCCUCUCGAUACAACGACUUGGAGGAUACCCUUGCUCGAGCAAAUGCUUGGCUUUCUGCAUCUCAGGCCUCUGGGGUCCCUAUUGUUUUCAUGAAUAUCCAGACUGAAUCCUUGCUCACUAAGAUCUCAGGCGAAACAGCCUCAGCUACUGUAAAUGCUGGCUCAUUAUCUGAUUUAUCCAACCUAGCCAAUGCAAGCCUAUAUGGUUUUGAGGACUACCAUGGAGUCGACAUUGGAGUUGUUCGAGCAGUUCGGCUAUGGUACUCCCCCCUUGUGGAAGAAGUUGCAAUUGAGAUCAAACUAAAAGAGGAUGACACAAAGCUCGGUUUCGCCAUUAGCCGCACAGAAGAGGGAUUCAUCUAUAUAUCAUCUGUAAUCGAUGAUGAUGAAAACGUGCCUUCGACAAGAUCAGGACUCAGCACACUCUACAAAGAAUCAGUGAGUGCAUCUAGGUUGCUGGUUGUCUCAAGAUUAUCAAAUCAGAAGGUGCUUCCAUGGAUGGUUUCUUCAACUGGAGCUAUUCGAUGCUUUGAUACUGUCUCCCUAAGUCAGAAGCUCUCACUACACCGACAUGCCAGCAUUCCGAUUCUAAUGCACGUCUUCUCUUGGGAUCAAUCGUUGGUUUCUCGAGGUUCUAGCGGUGCCAGGAAUUGGGAUCCCUCUCCAUUAGUGUUACCAUUGCCCCAGGAAGUUAGAUUAGCCCACCAACCUAAUGAUAAUCAAGUACUGCCUCUGCCACCUGGUGAACCAAAUGAAAGCAUAACCACAAGUGAGCAGCCGGACCGCCGAUUACAGCGAGAUACUGCUGGCGAGGUCUCCUUCAGAUUUCAUAACUUUUCACUUCCUAACAACUGGGUAUGAUUUUAAAUUUCCUGCUUCAGUAUGUAUAUAUCAAAAAGUUUUAAGGAGUAGAGGAUUCCAUUGAUUGAAGCUAGUUACGUACGCUUAGGCUGGAUCUAGAAAAUCCCGAAUAAACUCGUAGAUAUAGUUCGCACAUCAUAGUUAGAAACAGAUACAUGUUUUACAUGUAUAUGACGCAUUUUUAUACUGUCGGUGUGUACAUCAUACAGGAGCUUUGGGGCGUUGAAUGGCCUGUCUUUUGUA